GGCCAAGAUGAAAAGCAACCUUCGAGUCGGAGACGAGGAAAAGAACAUCUGGGCAUCUCAGGAUUCCCAACCAUUUGUGAGUCUAUUCUAGUUUGGUGAACUCAUUUGCUGAUCACCAUCACGACCACGAUUUUAAUGGUUCUUGUAUUCUGAAUCGAAUGGCACUCAACCGAAUUUUUGCACGAUUCUUUCCAUCAGAAUGAAGAUGGUUUAGCGGUGAAGGCGCAGCACCUUGUAAUGGUGGCGGGGCAUUCUGUCACAGUUUCCGACCAUCUCAGAGACGCUGAUAGUGACGAAAAAGAUUGGUUUUUGUUGAGUUAGUAAGUUAGGCUCUUGCUACGUUCAUUCGUGUUCCUCCUCAUUUUUUUAUUGAAAGCUCCAAAAUUAUGCUUGGAAGAGUUGUUUGACUUGAAUCAUUUCAAUUUUGUGAGCAUCGUACAAUUUGCGACAACCUCGUAUGUUUGUGUUUUGGUAUCCGUGCUUCUCUCCUUCGCAAAACUCUGCUUUGCCAACACAGCUAACCGUUUCUUCCUUCGUUUCCUCUCGGGAUGCGUUGUUUAAAAAAGCCAAAAGGGGCGAGGCCUCCCCCAAGCGAUCCAUGCCCACAUUGCUGCAGGAAUUGAAGAGGCCCGGAAGGAUCCAGAAGCUCUUUUGGUGUUCAGUGGCGGCGAGACAAGAGCCUCCAGUGGUCCCCACACCGAAGCCCAGGCAUACUACCACGUAGCAGACUCCAUGAACCUCUGGCCCUCGGAUCCCGGAUCCUCUGUGCGAGCCAGGACGACAACCGAAGAGUUCGCGACGGAUUCCUUCGAAAACUUGUAAGUAGUAGCCGAGCUUGCUUUCGUCUAUCGAUCGUACGAAACGAAAAAGACGAGCGUGCACCCGGUCUCAAACUCCUUUGCCGCGAAUCCCAUUUGUUCUAUUGUUUCCUUCCGACGCUUUGGCAGCAUGUUUUCCAUUGCACGCUUUCGCGAAGUGACCGGAACCUACCCCAAGAAGAUCACGGCGGUGUCUUUCUCCUUCAAGCGCCGGCGGUUCGAAACCCUCCACGCGCCCGCCCUGCGGUGGCCGUCGGAACGAUUCGUGUACGUCGGCGUGGACCCCCCCGCUUCGACUGGCUUCGACCUGGAACAAUCUGCGGAGGGGGAGCGGAAGAACGCGGCUGCUCCGUUCGAACAAGAUCCGUACGGAUGCCACUCGGAGGUUCUGCAAGAGAAGCGGAAAUCCCGGAAUCCCUUCAAGAGGACCCCACCCUAUGUAAGUAUUCCGUGAAUCCGAUCCGAUCCAAUUCGGUUCGAUGCAAUGCAAUAUGUAUCUAGUAGCAUUUGUGUCGUUCCAUCCGCCGUGCCACGCUCACAUCCGGCUUGCUCGUUCGUUCUUGCAAUUGUGCCGCGGAUGCAGCCGUUGUCGUGUCCCGAUAUGAAAUACUUGCUGGGCUAUUGCGGACCAGAACUCGUUCCCAGCGAUCGAGUCCCCUGGGACACCGAUCCCUGAGAGACCGGACGGAAUCGAAUCCGUUCCUCCGACGAAGGCAGCACACGACCGCGUU
Pseudo-nitzschia multistriata is the source of this 1549-nucleotide messenger RNA. The record is from the annotation of a GenBank genome assembly. NCBI's taxonomy places the organism in Eukaryota, Bacillariophyta, Bacillariophyceae, Bacillariales, Bacillariaceae.